Messenger RNA from Medioppia subpectinata, 2795 nucleotides. The record is from the annotation of a GenBank genome assembly. NCBI's taxonomy places the organism in Eukaryota, Metazoa, Arthropoda, Arachnida, Sarcoptiformes, Oppiidae.
CGAAAAGGCAUAAAAAGGCUGAGAGUGUAUGUAAUGGGAGAGUGUCUGUGCUUUUUAUACACGUUUGUCGACAGCAGUAAUGACUGAUUGUAUGACUAAUGCUGUGAAUUGCGUACAAAUGGCUUGAAUUGAAUGCAGAGUUGAUUUGAAUGACAAUAUUAUGAUUGAAUCAAUGGUUUGUCAUUUCAAUACAUCAUAUGAUUGAAAGCAUUGCAACCAUUGCUUCAAUGCAUACAAUAUAUCAAUCGUUUGGCAAUUAUCUCAUGUGAAGGACAUGUGCGAACCCAUGGACCGCAUACUCUCCGAGUUCACCACUCGGACAUCAGCUGAUCCAGCGUUUGCUCGCGAUUUACUCGAGUGCAAUAAUUGGGAUCUGAAGUCAGCGUUGAAAGCGUUUUACAGAAUCAAUGGUUUGAUUCCAAUGAAAGACACGAAACCCGUCGAAGACAUUCACAAUGACAACGAUUGCCAUUCAUUGCCAUUCAGUGACACAAAUGAACUCAAAAUUAAUAACUAUUUGAAUACCAAAAAGUGUGGAAACGAUUGUUUGCCACAAAUGGUGACAAUAAAGUGCAGUUCAGAGCCGUCGCUAUCAUCGCAUUCAUCCCAGUGUUCAGACGACUCGUCCAAUACAUCCUCGCCAUCGAAAUUAGGCAUUCAUUCAAAAUGUGAUGAUUCGGCCGCAGAUGUGAUGGAAGAGACGACCAAGAAGUUGAGUCGAGGCAUCUCCAGAGCCACAGAUAAUGUCAACUUAGUGUCCAAAGCGCGCAAUGAAUUCGCACAAGACUUCAAGACGUCGUGUCGCGGAAGUCGUCUCUUAAACACCAAUAGUUUUCUGGAAACCCCGGACUUCACGUUCACAUUACCCGACCUUUCCAUACAUCCCGAGGACUUCAGACUCUUUUUAGAGCACGACUUGAUUGAGAAGUCGACACUCGUUUCACUCGAAUCUUCCCAAAGACUCAACUGGUGGUCAGCCGUAUGUCACAAGUUGUGGCCAUUGGCCACCACUGGUGACGGCAACUGUCUAUUACACGCCGCGUCAUUAGGGAUGUGGGGCUUUCACGACAGACUACUGGUGCUAAGGAAAGCAUUGCACGCAUUGCUGUCCAACAGUUCAUAUACGGCAGCGUUUUAUAGGCGAUGGAAAUGGCAAACAUAUUUCCAGAACUUUAAAGCAGGGCUUAUAUUCUCAGAGAGCGAAUGGCGUCAAGAAUGGGAUUGUUUGUUGAAAAUGGCUUCAACUGAACCCAGAGUUAGAGCACAUUCUGAUUACAAGAGUUCUGAAUUAAAUGGCGGCAAAAAGAAUGACCCGUUGGAUGAGAUUCAGCCACACGUUUAUGAGAGUCUGGAAGAGAUUCACAUCUUUGCUUUGGCACACGUUCUCAGGCGACCUAUUAUUGUGAUCGCAGACACUAUGCUUAAAGACCUGACCGGUGAAGCAUUCUUUCCAAUACCUUUCGGUGGAAUAUAUCUUCCACUCGAAUGUCCGGACAAUAAUCUCAUGAAAUCUCCUCUUUGUCUGACUUACGACGCCGCACACUUUUCGGCAUUGGUAUCGAUGGACAAAGAGAUUCAAUUCGUUGACAAUCAUCCGUCGCCACCGCCCGCAGCCAUUCCUCUAAUGGAUUUUGAGCACAAUAUACUUCCGCUUCAAUUCGUUGUCGAUCCGGGAGAAGAAGUGUUUAGAAAAGAGCAACACUUUACCGACGAAUUGGUCCAACGUUUGACUCUUAACGAAAGCGAUAAAAUAAUGCUUUUGAAGCAAUAUUUUGAUGUAAAUUAUAUCGAAUGUCCAAAACCUGAGACGGAUUUAGUUAUUGAUAAAAAGCCAGUGAAACGAAACGCGAAGUUAAGUGCAAUGGAAAAGUCGCGAACACUUCCGAGUAGUUUUGAAUCGGACGACAGCUCGUCGGACGCGCCGUCAGCCUCUAGUGUUGGCGGGAGUGUCAGCAAAGCGAAAGCCUUCAGUACCAAAGCAGCCAAACAGUUGUUAAUGAUUACCAAACAUUUCGGAUCACUCGGAAGAAUGAGUAAACGAAUUAAGAAGAAUUUGGGAACUUUUGCCAAAAGAGGCACUUCUUUUCGUAGUAAAUCCAGUGCUUUGUCUCCAACCAAAACAUGUGAUUUGAAUUCAGUUAAAACCAACGCUAACUCUAGUGAACACCAAAAGGACGGUCUCUCCGACUGUGAGCUAAACAUCUGUUUGAUAGACUCGUCGACAAUAGUUGUCGCGCUUUUGCAUACAGACAGACGGCAUAUAUAUUACGAUGAGAUGAUUAGAAACUAUUUAAACACAGCCAGAGCUCGAUUCCUGAGACAAAUGCGAGAGAAAAAGUCGAUUCCAGCGACUAAUGCACCACUCAUUACAUCCAAAUCCAGCUCUAAUACCGAAAAUACGGAGACUAAUCAUAGUCUCACGUUAUGUGUGAAUACCGGGUGUAAAAUGUUUGGCACUUCGCAUAACAAUUAUUUGUGUUCGUCUUGUUUUGCCCAACAAAAGCAACAGUUGAAUGAAAAUCACGUCAACAGCACUACAAUUACCAAUGAUUGCAACAAAACCAAUGAUAUGUCAAACGAUGUGAACAUAGGGUCUGAUUCACAACACUUGAAAGUGUCCUUAAAUUCGCCAAAAAGUAAAUUAGUUGACGAAGACUUACCGGUAGUUAUAAAGUGUGCGAACUCUAACUUCUAUGUCCCGACUUCUAUCUAAACAAACGCUUUUACAAUCUCUUAACUUUAAAUUUUACCAUUACUUUAGACUUGAAUUUAUAUGUAAAUAUUUUUAUCCGACC